Molecule: messenger RNA, 805 nt
Organism: Nanorana parkeri
Lineage: Eukaryota; Metazoa; Chordata; Amphibia; Anura; Dicroglossidae
Product: C-factor-like
Exons: 1
Coding region: 11-778 (255 amino acids)
Source: RefSeq, a predicted model, not a curated record
ACAACACAAAAUGGCAAACCUCAUUAUCCGUAGUGUCCUGGUCACUGGUUCUAGCCGAGGAAUUGGCCUGGAACUAGUCAAGACUUUUCUCAGAAAACGGAAUCCACCAGAACAUGUCUUUGCAGCUUGUCGGAAUCCUGAAACAGCUCAGGAACUAAAGUCACUGACCUCCAAACACUCAAACCUUGUGAUUGUUAGGAUGGAUGUAACAGACAAAGCAAGCAUUGAAGAAGCAUAUGUUGUGGUAGAGGAGGCCCUUAAGGGACAUGGGCUAAACUUACUGAUCAACAAUGCUGGUAUUGUCACCUACCAUAUGAUUGAUGAAACUACAGCAGAGGACAUGAUAAGAGUGUAUAAAACCAAUACAGUGGGACCAAUGCUGGUCACUCAAGCACUUGUUCCCUUGCUGAAGAAAGCAGCACAAGAUAAUCCUACUGAAGUAAUGAGCUGCAGCAAGGCUGCUGUGAUCCACAUAUCCAGUGAUUUAGCAUCCAUAGAAAGAGCCUCACUUGAAUUGUUGCCAGAAAUUCUUAUAGAAUACCGCUGCAGCAAGGUGGCGCUGAAUAUGCUGACACGAUGUCAGGCAGAGACCUACAAAACUGAUGGGAUUACCACCGUGACAUUUGCUCCUGGCUGGGUCCAAACCGACAUGGGUGGUGCAAAGGCACCGCUGAAGCUGCAUGAGAGUGUGGGUGGGAUGAUGGAAGUGUUUGACACCCUGACAGAAAUACACAAUGGAAUGUUUCUGAAUUGGCAAGGACUGGCUAUCCCUUGGUGAGUUUGAGGCUCAAUCAAGACAGAUGUA